AUGUCGGCUGAACCUCUCUGGAAAACCAUCGCACGGCGCAAGCAGGCCGAGCGUGAAUCCCGAAUUCCCAAAGAGUGGCGUCUCUCUUCCCUCCCUCCAUCGAGCACCCUUGACGUACGCUCUAUUCCACGAACUUCAGGAAUUCUAAGCUCGAAAGAGCUCGAGAUUACUGAAACUCACGAUGCCACCUCCCUCGCACAAGCAAUCCGCUCCGGAAGCCUCACCGCGGAACAAGUUGCCGUUGCCUUCUGCAAACGCGCUGCUAUUGCCCAACAGGUCUGCAACUGUCUCACCGAGAUCUUCUUCGACGAUGCUAUUGCGCGAGCAAAAUACCUAGAUCGCGAAUACAAGAAGACGGGAAAGACAGUCGGCCUGCUACAUGGCGUACCAGUUUCGUUGAAGGAUAUGUUCAGGGUCAAGGGAUAUGAUGCAUCUAUUGGAAUUGCGAGUCUUGCAGAGAAACCAUCUAGAGAGAAUUCAGCCCUCGUAGAUAUUCUAUUAGCACAAGGGGCUGUUUUGUAUUGCAAAACAAACAUCCCGCAGACAUUGAUGGCCCUCGACUCUGACAACCAUAUUUUCGGCCGCACGCUGAAUCCCCGGGACAGGAGGGUCACAGCAGGAGGCAGCUCAGGCGGCGAGGGAGCUUUAGUAGCUAUGAGGGGAAGCCUCCUUGGUGUAGGCACUGAUAUUGGUGGUAGUAUCCGAAUCCCAGCAAUGUGCAAUGGUCUUUACGGCAUCAAACCAAGCGCAUAUCGAAUUCCCAACGCCGGACAGGAAAGUGGUACGAGACCAGGAGCGGCCAAAGUAGGCCUGGCUUCGAGUGCGGGUCCGAUUACUGUCAGCAUAAGAGACUGCGAAUUGUUUUUACAAGCAGUCUCUAAUUCCAAACCCUGGGAAACAGACCCUGGUGCUAUUUACGGGACCUGGGAAGAACAGGGAAGCUUAGGGGAAAAGCCAUUACUGGGUGUUAUUCGCACAGAUGGAUUGAUAACUCCUCUGCCUCCUGUUAGUAAGGUAGUAGACGAAGCUGUGCAAACACUUAGAAAAUCAGGUGUUGAAGUCCUCGAGAUUAAUGCCCCUGCUCUUAAGAAAUGUCAAUCUCUCGCCAACGGCUUCUUCGGAAUCGAUGGUGGGAACUUCAUGUUUGAUCUUCUAGAGAAGACUGGAGAGCCUUUGACAAACUGGCUUAGUACAAGACUACGUCGGAAAGAGCCAAUACAGCUUGACAAGUUGGUCGAGUUUCAUGCCAAGAAGACUGAGCUUGAGACGGAGAUGUUGAAAAUCUGGAAAGACCCGAAAACGGGACGGACGGAAGUUAUAUCUCAACACCAAGCUGUCGAUCCAAGUAGUGGCACCAAGGCUGCAAGAAAGGAGGUUGUAUCAGGCUAUGGCCUUGAUCGAUAA
Lachnellula hyalina is the source of this 1404-nucleotide messenger RNA. Its product is annotated as putative amidase. The transcript has 2 exons. Lineage: Eukaryota; Fungi; Ascomycota; Leotiomycetes; Helotiales; Lachnaceae. Bases 1 to 1404 code for a protein of 467 amino acids. The record is from RefSeq and is a predicted model, not a curated record.